GGGAGUAGCAGAAACCCCACAAAAGGUGAGGCUGAGAGAUAGAGAUUUCCACCAUUUCUUCCCUUAGAUUUCCUCACACUCGCACACACCUCACUCUUCUUGAGAUUUCUUGAUUUUUUUUUUCUUCCCCUCUCCCCUCUGGCAUCCCCGCUUCUUUGAUCCCUUUCUGCAAAUCAUCUGUUUUCAACAAGUUUUCUGGACAAAAGAAACGAUUUUUAAUGCUUAUUUUAGAAAAUCUGUUACCAGAAGCAGGUGUUUUCAGAAACGAGAUCUUUUUGGUUUAAUUUAAUUUUUUUUUUUUUUGCUGCAAAAUUUAGAGGGCUUAUUAGUUGUCCCUCAAAGGUUUGAUCUUUAUCAAGCCUGUAAAAAAGGGGUUGUUAUUUGAAUUUCCCCUUUUUAAUUUCUAUUCUGUGUAUAUUUUUCUGGUGUUAAUUAAGAUUAAUAUUACCCUCCACCCUGUUCUUUAAUUUUGGUAAGAAUCAGGUGGACUUUAUAAUUUAUUUAUUUUUUAAAAAAUUAUUUUUGUUUGGAAGCUUUUAAGUUUAGGCAUGGCGGCUUCAAUGUGGAGUAGUAGUACAGGUGUAGAUGAAGCUUUUAAUGGCGGCGGUGAGCUCAUGGAAGCGCUUGAGCCUUUUAUGAUCAAGACGGCUUCUCCUCUUCUACCGCCGCCGCCUCCUCCUUCUUCUUCUUCUCUGUUCCCCUCUGAAACUUCUUCCUUUUACCCUUCUUCGUUUUCUUUCUCUUCUCCCUCUGUUUCUUAUCCCUGUGGUUAUGAUUAUUCCGGUUUUGGCUCGUCGGCGCCGGCCAUUACGAGCUCCGACGGUUGCUCCACCGCCGAUACCCAUAUGUUUUCUUCGCAGGGGGGUUCGGGCUUCGGGUUUGAGCAACCGGGGUGUAUCGGGCUGAAUCAAUUGACGGCCACUCAGAUGAACCAGAUCCAAGCUCACAUGAAUCUACCGGCGGGGCACGGGUUAAGUUCGGGCCCGUUUCAGGCUCAGUGGGCCCAGCAGCAGAGUCAUCAUCAGGCCCAGACGGUUAGCUUUUUGGGCCCGAGAGGUGUCCCCAUGAAGCAGUCGGCUUCGGCUGCGCCGAAGCCGACGAAGCUGUACAGAGGGGUGCGGCAGCGCCACUGGGGGAAAUGGGUGGCGGAGAUUCGGCUGCCCAAGAACCGGACGCGUCUCUGGCUUGGAACCUUCGACACGGCUGAGGAGGCGGCGCUGGCGUACGACAAGGCGGCUUACCAGCUCCGAGGCGAUCUGGCGCGCCUCAACUUCCCGCACCUCCGCCACAACGGCUCCCUCAUCGGCGGCGAUUUCGGCGAGUACAAGCCCCUCCACUCCUCCGUCGACGCCAAGCUCCAAGCCAUUUGCAAGAACAUGGCUCAGGGGAAGAGCAUUGACUCCAAGAAGUCAAAGGGCUCCUCGUCGUCUUCAUCCAAGCAACCCAAAGUCAAGGAGGAAGAGGCGGAGGAGAAGAGCAAGGCGGUGGAGCUUGGCUCCGACAGCUCCGGCUCCGGCGGCGCGUCAGACGAAUCAUCCCCAGUGUCGGAUCUCACAUUCCCAGACUUCACCGGGGAAGAAUCCACGUGGGACAUGUGCUCCGACCUGCACAAAUUUCCAUCUUACGAGAUUGACUGGGAUUCUUUAUAAUAAUCAUGUCAUCUUCCUUAAAAUUUGCAAAAAAAAAAAAAAAAAAAAAAAAAAAAAAACCCAGUAUCUACUAUCUAGUCAUCAGUGAUGUAAUCUUGAAUAGCUUGAUGUACUGGGGAGCCUACUGCAAUGGAGUUUUUGGCAAUUGCAGAAAAGGCUAUCCCUACCUUAUUAUUGUAGUCAUCAUUUCCUUUAAUUUUCAGUAGUUUUAUUAAUUUUAAUUAUUAAUUGUUCCCAACA
Molecule: messenger RNA, 1889 nt
Organism: Ipomoea nil (Japanese morning glory)
Lineage: Eukaryota; Viridiplantae; Streptophyta; Magnoliopsida; Solanales; Convolvulaceae
Product: ethylene-responsive transcription factor RAP2-13-like
Exons: 1
Coding region: 549-1649 (366 amino acids)
Biological process (GO): regulation of DNA-templated transcription
Molecular function (GO): DNA binding; DNA-binding transcription factor activity
Source: RefSeq, a predicted model, not a curated record